GAGGAGCCGAGGAGUAAGUGAAGUGUGUAACGUCGUCUGUGAGCGCAGAUGCAACGGCGCCGGAGCUAUCACUCUUUAUCUUUGCCGGUCCGCGGCGGCGAAGCCAACUCCGACGCCAACGAGCCAGCUCGUGCGGGUGAUGGCACCAACAACUAUGACCACCUCGUCGACGCCCAGGAUUUUAGGAACAUGAGGCUUGCUAUCGGCACGGUUGACAGGAGCAUCUUUGAGAUGUCCCUGAGCGACAACCUGACCGGCACCAGGCACAUCGACAUCCGCCUCCGGCAAAAUGUCGCGCCUGGCAACGUCCCAGGGCCGGAGGAACAGGCCGUCGUUGAACCUGGCAGUGGUAAUGGCAGCAGGCUCAAGAUCACUGUGGCGGCGGAUGAGCCCGAGCCCAGGCCCGACGCGGACGACAAGGAGUACUUGGACCAGAUGCGCGGGUGGUUGAUGACGGUGGCCGCGCUCUUCGUCGGCAACGCCUUCCAGGCGGCGAUCCAACCGCCGCAAUGGGUUCAGCUGGGAGCACUACAAGGUGAUGAGCCAGCGCGUCCUGAGGAUGCCAACACCUCGGCUUCCGGCCCUGCCGCAGCUCUAAGUCCUUCCGCACAACGUCGUAGAGCAGAAAUAUACUUUAACUGUAACGGGGUCGCGUUGAUGAAUGCGUUGUCCCUGUUGCUAGUGCUGGUACUGUUGCGAGGGACCUCAACCGCUAGUCGUGUCACGAAGCUCAUAGGAUGUGCGAUGCCGACCCUCUUCCUGACCCAAGCACUCACCUUCGCCUUGGCCACGAGUACCAACUGGCGGGAGACAUGGAUUGCGUUCGCCAAAUGUACGGUUUAUGCCGUCGUCGUGAUUGUCAUUAUGCUGGGCAAACUAGGUGGCUGCAUCAGGAUUAUUCCCCAGCUGCUUCGUCGCUGACCUGCGACGCGCGGCCGGCAGCGGCCUUGCUGGUCUCAAUGCAUUCAGCUCAUGUUAGUCCGGGGAAAUUUGACCCCGUGUGUCAUCUCCAUCAUCAACCAAAAAAUAAUCUGUCAUCGAGAGUUUGCGGCUUUGUACUGCGUGGUGGCCUGUAUGUGCAAUUAUUCUGAAACGAGUUGUGUAAUUCCGUCAGCUUCAUAUUCAGUACUACUGAGUUCUGUAUCAAUUAUUUGCUUCGGCUGGUUGUUUGUGCA
Messenger RNA from Setaria italica (foxtail millet), 1175 nucleotides. RefSeq lists its product as uncharacterized. NCBI's taxonomy places the organism in Eukaryota, Viridiplantae, Streptophyta, Magnoliopsida, Poales, Poaceae. The coding region runs from base 49 to 921 and encodes 290 amino acids. The record is from RefSeq and is a predicted model, not a curated record. The transcript is spliced from 2 exons.